AUGGGCAAGUCGUGCCGGGACAUGGCGGAGCAGCUCCGCGACUGCAUGCUCGAGAUGGAGUGCAUGAGCGACGGGAAGCGGACGCUCAAGACGUGCCUCAAGCUCGACGAGUACAAGCACGAGUGCAAGGAAUACCGCUACGCGUACUUUGAGUGCAAGCGUGGCCAGAUCGACAUGCGCCAGCGCAUCCGCGGGCCCAAGGGCGGCGCGUCGCAGGACUAA
Messenger RNA from Saprolegnia parasitica CBS 223.65, 222 nucleotides. RefSeq lists its product as hypothetical. Gene Ontology annotation, biological process: mitochondrial respiratory chain complex IV assembly. Lineage: Eukaryota; Oomycota; Saprolegniomycetes; Saprolegniales; Saprolegniaceae. The record is from RefSeq and is a predicted model, not a curated record. Bases 1 to 222 code for a protein of 73 amino acids. Gene Ontology annotation, cellular component: mitochondrion. The transcript has 2 exons.